Molecule: messenger RNA, 1945 nt
Organism: Protobothrops mucrosquamatus (brown spotted pit viper)
Lineage: Eukaryota; Metazoa; Chordata; Lepidosauria; Squamata; Viperidae
Gene: CTSS
Product: cathepsin S
Exons: 8
Coding region: 122-1135 (337 amino acids)
Biological process (GO): immune response
Cellular component (GO): lysosome
Molecular function (GO): cysteine-type endopeptidase activity
Source: RefSeq, a predicted model, not a curated record
GCAAUGAGCGACGGUGUUCGGCUCCGGAGUUAGCAAACAGUUGGCAGAAAAGAGAAAAUUACUCUCUGAGGGGGGUCAGAGAUUGGAUGACUACGAUUUAGAAAAGUCAGCCAGCUGAAAGAUGUUCAGGAUGGAGAUACACAUUUGGCUAUUGGCCUUUUGUGUUAUCGUUGCAUCUGAACUACAGUGGCAUAGGGACCCCAAGCUGAACAAGUGCUGGGAAUUAUGGAGGAAAAAAUAUGGCAAAGAUUACGAAAACAAGAAUCAGGAAGAGCAGCGCCGAAUGACUUGGGAAAAGAACGCACAAUUUAUCGCACUACACAAUCUCGAAUAUUCACUUGGCAUGCAUUCUUACGAACUUGGCAUGAAUAACCUAGGAGAUAUGACCAAUGAGGAAGUGUCGUUGCUCCUGACCGGCUUGAAAAUCCCAUCCUGGUGGAACCGAAAUUCCACGUCGCACACGUCCAUCGUAGGCACUCGCCUCCCUGACUCCGUAGACUGGAAGGCCAAAGGAUUUGUCACGAGCGUUAAAGACCAGUAUUCGUGUGGCGCUUGCUGGGCUUUUAGUGCUGUUGGUGCCCUGGAAACUCAGUUAAAACUCAUGACUGGGAAACUGGUGUCGCUUAGCCCACAGAAUCUCGUCGAUUGCUCCAGCUUCUAUGGGAACCAUGGCUGUAACGGAGGUUAUAUGCCUGCUGCUUUCCAGUAUAUCAUAGAUAAUAAAGGCAUCAACUCCGAAGCUUCCUAUCCAUAUAAGGCCAAGGAUGGGCUCUGCCGCUAUAAUCCCUCUGCACGAGCUGCUACCUGCUCUAAAUAUAUCUUGCUUCCAUCUGGAAAUGAGACUUAUCUACAGGAUGCUGUAGCCAGAAUUGGACCGGUGUCAGUGGCCAUCGAUGCAAAUCAACCGACGUUCUUUCUGUAUAAGCAGGGAGUUUAUAAUGACGCCAGAUGUACGAGUCAGCAUUUGAAUCAUGGUGUCGUCGUGGUUGGAUACGGAAAGGAGAAUGGCAUGGAUUACUGGCUUGUGAAGAACAGUUGGGGAAUCUAUUUUGGCCAAGAAGGCUAUAUUAAAAUUGCAAGAAAUCAAGGGAAUCGCUGCGGCAUCGCCAGCUACUGCUCCUAUCCGCUAAUUUAGAUGGCGUCAUCUUCAGUUUGCAGUUUCUUCGUUUGAGGAGCCCUAUUAGGCAGCUAAUCUUAGCCUUUAAAUAUAUAUAUAUAUAAAUCUAACUGUUGCAUUUGGGAAGAGUGAUUGAUCGCCAAAACCCAGAUCUUCCAUUCGGCUCCACUUGGUAGAUCUGAGACAAGCAGCCCAUAUGAGGGUUUAUCUGGGUUUAGUUCAGAAUUUGCUAACGAUCUCAGGGGCACCGCCAGGCUUAAUCAGUUAAUCAGGUAAUGUCUGCCAAUCUGCUUUGAACAACCAAAGAGCGCUGGGUAAUUGUCUGGGAUUUCCAUUCGGGCCACCUGAAAACGUCCAGAAUCUGCAUUCAAGAAUGUAAAGCAAAGUCGUCUUUAAGGUUCGGCCAUUUGUGAGACGGUUUCUCGCCUGAAAAGAGUCAAAUGCAUACAAGUUGAACUUCGGAUUCAUUUAACAUGAGGAAGAAAAGAACAUUUUCACUGCUGGGAGCCACUGCAUGGAGUACAACAUGGAAUCCUAGGGCUGGAAGGGACCCUGGGAGGUCAUUUAGUCUGACCCUCUGCCCAAGACAGAAGACCUUAUUAUACCACCCCAGACAAAUGGCCACCCAAUCUUCUUUUGAAAAUCUCCAGAGAUUUGGUUCUUCUUGCAGCGUAUGCUGGAUCCUUCCUGAACCUGGUUGAAAUUUAAUCCGAAAGCCCAGAUUUAACCUUGGCCCUGUAUUAAAGAUUAUUAAAGGCAAUGCACGUUCAAGAAAAAUGUGGCUUGGUGUGAUGUGAAAACCCGGUUGCUGUGCUUUCUUGAUUACAA